AUGGGGAAAAAUGAUCCAAAGCUAGGCUGUCCAGACAGUACAGCACAGGAAGCAUUGCUUGCUGCAAUUAGUGAAAAGGAUGCAAACAUUGCCUUGCUUGAACUGUCUGCUUCAAAGAAAAAGAAGACACAAGAGGAAGUAAUGGCUCUUAAAAGAGAGAAGGACAGAUUAGUACAUCAGUUAAAACAGCAGACACAAAACAGAAUGAAACUAAUGGCAGAUAACUAUGAUGAUGACCAUCACCACUACCACCAUCAUCACCACCAUCACCAUCACCGAUCUCCUGGGAGGCCACAACACUCCAACCACAGACCCUCUCCAGAUCAGAUGAUCCAGUCACUGUUGGAGGCACAUAGCCACGGCAAAAUCUCAUGCUGUACAUUGAUCACCUGUCCAACCUUUGCCUAGAGUGUGAUCCCCAGUUCCUUCAAGAGAUCCAUCUUUACCUGUCAAUAAAGAAGAAGAGGAGGAGGGAGACAUCUGGGAUAUUCAAGUAUCAAAGUUUAACACCAGACCAGGUUGAAUCUCCAUUUAUAUUUUUCUCUCUAUAUGUUGCUAGUGUUGACUUUGGCUGAAGAUUUUUUUCAGGAAUUACAUAGUGUGCUCUGAAGUGUUACCUCCAUUAAAACAUUUUUGUUUAGAUUCCUCACUUAAUUAAAUUAUACAUGUGCUUUUCAUAGUUCUAGGGUGCAAUACUGAAUCCAAAAUCAUUCUGCUAUAAAGCAAGUUAGCUAAUACUGAGCAUGUGUGGCAGUCUGUAUACAUCUCUUGAAUAUAUGCAUACUACAAAGACCAGAAUGGCUUGUUCUGUGUACUGUAGUUGUACCAUUCCGUAUUUAGCACAUACAACUAAAUUCAGGUCCUCAGCAAGUAUGCUCAUUUCCACUAACUUGCUUCAGAUGUGAAAUUUACUCUUUCUUCCUCUUCCAUUUCUAAGAGGACUUUGAUAUCCAGAAAACAGACAAGGUUUCCCUUGCUGUCCUAAGGACUGCCCCUUUAGGAGUCUAGUACAGCCCACACACAAUCCUGGAAUAUAUCCAACUUGUUCUUUGAGCAGAAUGUGAACCUCUCACCUUCUGGGCCUCCGGCAAGA
Phasianus colchicus (ring-necked pheasant) is the source of this 1093-nucleotide messenger RNA. The record is from RefSeq and is a predicted model, not a curated record. Lineage: Eukaryota; Metazoa; Chordata; Aves; Galliformes; Phasianidae.